Volvox carteri f. nagariensis is the source of this 936-nucleotide messenger RNA. RefSeq lists its product as uncharacterized. The transcript has 8 exons. The coding region runs from base 1 to 936 and encodes 311 amino acids. Gene Ontology annotation, molecular function: RNA binding. The record is from RefSeq and is a predicted model, not a curated record. Lineage: Eukaryota; Viridiplantae; Chlorophyta; Chlorophyceae; Chlamydomonadales; Volvocaceae.
AUGCAGCAGCAACCAGGUGGUGCUGGGGGCCGGCGCCAGACGGCCGUUGUUGCCUGCCCAAAGUCCAUGAUAGGGCGCGUAAUAGGGCGUAAUGGAGAAACCAUUAAGGCGCUGCAGACGUACACUGGAGCACUGAUCCAAAUUGACCAGACUUGCGACCCGACGAAAAUUGCUAUCAGCGGGACUCCACAGAGCCUUAGCCUGGCGCUUUCCAUGGUGAACGACAUUGUCCGGGGUACUUUCAAAGGGUUCGCAUUGUUGCGACAAGCCACCGGCCACAGCAGCAGGGGUCCAAGCCAGCUCGCAACUAAGCCAGUCUAUGCGCCAGGUUAUGGCCUCAUCCCUCCGUCCCAGCUUUACGGAGGUGAAACCACCGCCGCCGGGCGCUGCAGGGCCGGCACCGUACCCGCCACAGAGCCUGGGCGCCACACAGUUGUCCGCAGCGCCACCGCAAUUCGUCCUGUUUACAACAUCAUCGGAGGGCCCACGUUCGGGGCGCCAGUCUACCUGUCACCGUACGAUUAUACGGCAUCCGCGUUGGCGCCGGCAGGCGUCGCUGACGUCAUGCUCGUACCAGACGGCUCUUCCCUAUUUACCUCCGCCGCUGCCGCUGGCGGGGCGGGUAGCCGCCUCUUCCACACUGCCGUCACCGGAGCAGGGAUUCCUCGGACGCCGGGCGGCGGCAGCGGCGGCUUCCUUAGCGCUGCUGCCAGCAGCGCAGCGAUGUACGGCGGCAGCAGUCUCGGUAGCGGCGCCGCCGACAUCCUAACGGGCCAGCCGAUGGCCGUGUUCGGACAUCCCGUCAGCGGUGCCGUACAGAGCGGCAUGCACCGUGGCAGCGGCGGCACAGCAGCAGGCGCCACCGCCGGACUGUUCCCGGCGGGUACCUUGGUAAUGGAUCCGGAAGGCGGUUUGUACACCUACAUGGAUGGUUAG